GCAUUAGCACCAGUGGCCUCAAAAAGAAAAAAAAAAAAAAAGCAUCAACACCGACGCGCUCCCCCGCCCUCCAACCAGUUACAGUGCGCUCCGUCUCUCUCUUUCUUUUCUGGUACAAUCCCAUACAAGCCGACGACGAACUCCGCGCUGGCAAAAGAUUCCCUUGCCUUUACCCCCUCCUUAUCUUUUUUUGCCUAACAAACCCUAAAACACUAAUCUAAUUUCUUCUUCCAAUCACCGUCCCAGCCAUGUUUCCUGUUUUUCUUCCACUUCUUCCCCUACCACUCCUUCGUUAAUUCUUCUUCCUUUUCUUUUCUUUUUUUUCCUUUUUUUUUCCCCUUACUGAUGGGCUGCGCCAGCUCCAAGCUCGACGAUCUCCCCGCCGUCGCGCUCUGCCGCCAGCGCUGUUCCUUCCUUGACGAAGCCAUUCACCAGCGCUAUGCUCUUUCCGCUGCUCACAUAGCCUAUAUUAACUCCCUUCAAUCUAUUGGCCAUUCCUUGCAUCGUUUUAUUCAGGUGGAUUUCACCACUUCUUCUUCCCCUCCCUCGUCUCCCGAGCUAAAUCUUCCUCCUUCCAAGAAGGUCGAUUCUGUGGCCACUGCCACUGCCAAGCAAGUGGAUACUUCUUCUCCUUCGCCCCCUCACCACUCCCAUUCCAAUUCUGGAUCUCAUCUUCACUUCCAAUCCGAUUCCGAUGAAGACGAAGUCGACCAUGAAUUGGAUUCCCUUCAUUAUUCUGGCCACUCCUCGCCCCUGCACGCCCAUCCUGACCCUCCCCCGAUCAAUUACAUUGGCCAUUCAGAUCGCCCGGGUCUUUCUUCCUUUCCAGGUGGAGGUUAUAUGCACAUGAAUUUCAUGAAGAAUAAAGCUACAUCUUCCGUGGUGUUUGAGCAGAAGCCUAUCAGCCCCGAGACUGUUUAUAUGGGCGAAUCCUCUUCUUCCUCCUUUUUCCCUUACCCGUACCCCGGUAUGAAUCCUAAUUCUUCUUAUUCCUACAGUGGAUAUUCGACUUAUGGCAGUGGGGGUAAUGGGUAUUAUGCUUCUUCCUCGUCGCCGCUGGCUGCUUCCACGUCCAAGCCACCACCUCCGCCAUCCCCUCCGAGGGCUUCAACUUGGGAUUUCAUCCAAAGUCUCAACUUUUUUGAUAACGAUGAUAGAUACGAUACUCAAUACACACCAAGUCGGGACUCCAAGGAAGUGAGAGAGGAAGAGGGCAUUCCUGACUUGGAAGACGAGGAUUACCGACACGAAGUCGUUAAAGAAGUGCACGGGGAUCAAAAGCUUGUGGAUGGUGGUGCUGGAAAUCAUUCGAAGCCCUCCGACAACGACGAAGUUGACAGGACGGAGGCUUCACUAUACCAGACUGGGCCGAAUGUUUCGAUGGAGAAUGAUGGGUUGGAAUAUGAGGUUCAUGUGGUAGACAAGAAAGUCGUUGAUAAAGACGAGAGGUCUAAGGAGCGAGGUGGAGGUGCUGCAUUCCGAGGCCGAAGAGGCACACGGGAUGCUUCUGAAGUAGCCAGAGAGAUUGAGGCUCAGUUCCGGAGGGCAUCUGAGUCGGGCACCGAGAUCGCAAAGAUGCUUGAGGCGGGAAAGCUUCCUUAUAAUAAAAAGUAUGGCGCUUAUCAAGCAGCUUCUUCCAAGAUGUUGCAUGCAGUUGCUCCCUCAUUGUCCAUGGUGCCUUCGCAACCUUCUACUUCUAAAAAUGCUGAACCUACAUCCACCAUUGGCAAGGCUGGUCCUAGUAACUUGGGUUUUGAUGAUGAUAUAAUGAUGCGAUCACGCAAUCUUUCUUCUACAUUGCAGAAGCUUUAUCUUUGGGAGAAGAAACUAUAUACUGAAGUGAAGGCCGAGGAAAAGAUGCGGGUCAUGCACGAUAAGAAGUGUCAUAAGCUGAAGCGUAUGGAUGAAAGGGGUGCUGAUUUUCACAAAGUUGACUCGACUCAAACAUUAGUAAGGAGUCUAUCCACAAAAAUAAGAAUGGCAAUUCAGGUUGUUGAUAAGAUUUCUAUGACGAUAAACAAGAUCAGGGAUGAAGAGCUGUGGCCUCAGCUGAAUGAAUUAAUCCAUGGGUUGACAAGGAUGUGGAAAUCCAUGCUUGAAUGCCACCGUAAUCAGUGUGAAGCAAUUAGAGAAGCCAGAAUCCUGGGUUCCAUUGGAUCCAGAAAGAAGGGUGGUGAUGGUCAUCUUUUAGCCACAAAGGAGCUUGAACAAGAGCUUAUCAAUUGGACCUUCCAAUUUUCUAGCUGGAUUAGUGCCCAGAAAGGAUAUGUUAGAGCAUUGAAUAAUUGGCUUCUAAAGUGUCUCCUAUAUGAGCCUGAAGAAACGCCUGAUGGUAUAGUCCCCUUCUCCCCCAGUAGAAUUGGUGCUCCUCCUAUAUUUGUGAUCUGUAAUCAGUGGUCCCAAGCAUUAGAGAGAAUAUCUGAAAAAGAAGUUGUUGAUUCAAUGCACGUCUUUACGAUGAGUGUGCUUCAGAUAUGGGAACAAGAUAGGCUAGAAAUGCACCAGCAGUUGAUAGUUAACAAGGAUCUUGAGAGAAAAGUCAGAAAUCUAGAUAAAGAUGACCAGAGGAUACAGAAGCAAAUUCAGGCAUUGGAGCGGCAAAUGGUUCUGGCAUCAGGUGAAGGCAAGGGUCUCUCAGUUUCUGAAAAUAUUAUAUAUCAGAGUGAUAAAAGCAGCAGCCUCCAGGCUAGCUUGCAGCGCAUUUUUGAGGCUAUGGAGAGAUUUACAGAGAACUCUGUGAGAGCAUACGAGGAGUUGCUACGGAGAAGCAUAGAGGAAAGAGCUGCUCGAGAGCAUGGAACAGUUUCAUAGAGUGGCAUGGUUUGAUGGAAUUUGGAACUACAUCUUCUAUCAUGAAUAGAAUUGUGUUGACUUCCUGCUAAUAGCUAUCCUCUACAAAAAUAUGUGGGGUGGAGAAAGGUUUGAUCUGAAGUUCACUUAUUUCAGUAAUAUAGGCACUGAAUAGCGUUCACAGCCUACAUACAUUUUAGAUACUGGGACGAUGAACUUCAAUAUGGGCAUAAUGAAGAGACAGGGAGGAAGACCGAGGCCAAAGCAUUCAAGGAAAACAGGUAAACCGCACCAUGUGACGUGACCGGAGGGAAUCCUCCGAGGGAAGCUGUCAGCCUGCCCUGCGUCUGAAUUGUUGAUGUUGCUUGUUUAAGGGUAAAACUCAAGAGACGUUUGCAUGGAGGACUGAGUUAUAAUGUCCUUUACGAAAUUGGCGGUGCGCUGGCUUUGUGAUGACAGUGAGUGAGUGCGACUUGUCGUCCAUGCGAGAAACCCAAUGAGAGCAUGCAAUGGGCCAAAUUAGACGAGCGAUUCUAUGAAAAGUCUGACGCCUGAUGAACAUGGUUGACUCGGGGCCCCUUGGAGUGACGCAAGUCGUCAGAGUUUCUAGGUGAUAGUUAUUCAACUAUUUGUUACUUUGUAUGAAGAUAUAUUCCUUCCAUAAAAUUUCACCGACUUUAAUUGUACAUAUGGCCCUUUGACUUUGACACUUAUUCUGGAUAGUGAAUAAAGGUUGUUAUAUUGGA
Prosopis cineraria is the source of this 3536-nucleotide messenger RNA. Its product is annotated as protein ALTERED PHOSPHATE STARVATION RESPONSE 1-like. NCBI's taxonomy places the organism in Eukaryota, Viridiplantae, Streptophyta, Magnoliopsida, Fabales, Fabaceae. The coding region runs from base 346 to 2811 and encodes 821 amino acids. The transcript is spliced from 4 exons. The record is from RefSeq and is a predicted model, not a curated record.